Rubroshorea leprosula is the source of this 2548-nucleotide messenger RNA. Lineage: Eukaryota; Viridiplantae; Streptophyta; Magnoliopsida; Malvales; Dipterocarpaceae. The record is from the annotation of a GenBank genome assembly.
AAAAGGGGAGGAGAAGAACGAAACGGUGCGUUCAAGUGGCAGGGAAGACGUGUGAAAUGAAAACCGGUCCGCUCUUCGCACGUGCGAUGCGGCUGACCGAUGAGAAACCUCUCUGGUUUCUACUCGAAAGCGAAAACCUCCAUUGAACCGCAACUCAUCAAGCUUAAUUCUCAGCUUGCAGAUUUAACCCGCUCGACCCACUACGAAGAUGCCCUUUAUCUGUUCAAUGAAAUUCGAUCACUUCAGUUCCACCUUAAGCCGGACCAGUACACCCUCUCCACCACACUCACCGCCUGUGCAAAACUGCGGGAUGUGGCCUUUGGAAACAAACUUCACGCCUAUGCUAUCCGGGCCGGAUAUAAAGCGUACUCCCAUGUCUCGAACACUCUUCUCUCUCUGUACGCGAAAGGGCAGGACUUGGUUUCUGUCAAACGGGUUUUUGAGGAGAUUGAGAACCCAGAUGUGUAUUCUUGGACUACGUUGUUGUCUUCCUGUACGAAGUUAGGGAAUGUCGGGUAUGCCUGCGAGGUGUUUGAUAGAAUGCCUGAAAAGGAUGUGGCAGUGUGGAACGCAAUGAUUACUGGAUGUGUGGAAAAUGGGUAUGAAAAGAUUGGGAUUGAUUUAUUUAAGGAGAUGCAUUCUUUGGGUUUUAGGCAUGAUAAUUAUAGUUUUGCUAGUCUUUUGAGUGUGUGUUCUUGGGAGAUGGUGGAUUUUGGGAGGCAGAUACAUUCGUUGGUGGUUAAAUCUGGGUUCUUGGCUAGAGCUUCUGUGGUUAAUGCUCUUAUUACUAUGUAUUUCAAUUGUGAAGAUGAUGUGGGUGCGUGUUCUGUAUUUGAACAAGUGGAAACUGCAGUGCGUGAUCAGAUUACUUUUAAUGUGAUGAUAGAUGGUUUCAUAAACAUGGGUAGAAUGGAAGAGGGUUUUAUAAAGUUCAGUGAGAUGCUACAGGAUGGUAUGAGUCCUACUGAACUGACUUAUGUGAGUUUAAUGAGUUCAUGUUCAUGUCCGAGAAUUGGAUGUCAAUUGUAUGCCCAGGCUAUCAAGAUUGGUUUGGAAGGUUGUACUUCUGUGAGCAAUGCAGCCAUUACCAUGUAUUCCAGCUUUGGGGAUUUGAGCGCAGCUCAAAUGGUUUUUCAUAGAUUGGAAGAGAAAGAUCUUGUGUCAUGGAAUGCUAUGAUAUCGAGCUAUGUUCAGGGGAACUCUGACAGAUCAGCAAUCUUGGCCUAUGCAGAAAUGCAGAGGGCAGGGAUCAAACCAGAUGAGUUCACUUAUGGAAGUUUAUUGUCAAGCUCAGAGUUUGUAGAAAUCACCAAGAUGAUUCAAGGCCUUGUACUUAAAAAUGGGGUCAUCUCUAAAAUCCAAGUUUCUAAUGCAUUGGUUUCUGCAUAUUCCAAGCAUGGGAAGAUCAAGCAGGCCUAUCAUUUAUUUCAAAUGUCUCCCAAGAACCUGAUCUCCUGGAACACUAUCAUUUCUGGGUUCCUUCUUAAUGGGUUUCCAAUGCAGGGAUUAGAGCAGUUUGCUGAGCUGCUGAUUUCAAAACUCAGGCCAAAUGCAUAUACUCUUAGCAUUUCUUUAAGCAUAUGUGCUAGUCUCUCAUCCUUGACACACGGGAAACAAAUUCAUAGUUACAUCCUAAGGCAUAAUCUCUUUUCAGAAACCUCUUUAGGCAAUGCCCUGAUCACUAUGUAUGCAAAAUGUGGGUUUUUAAGUUGUACUUCAAGAGUGUUUAGUGAGAUGAUUAACAAGGACAUAGUUUCUUGGAAUGCUCUAAUAUCUGCUUACGCACAGCAUGGAGAAGGAAAAGAAGCUAUCUGUUGUUUUGAGGCAAUGAAGGAUGCAAACGGGAUCAUACCAGAUCAGGCCACCUUUACUGCUGUUCUUUCUGCGUGCAGCCAUGCAGGUUUAGUCAAUGAGGGAACUUGGAUAUUCAACUCUAUGGUGAAUGAUUAUGGUGUCGUGCCUGGAGAAGAUCACCUUUCUUGUAUGGUUGACCUUCUUGGCCGAGCAGGGCAUCUUGAUGAAGCCGAAAGAAUACUAAACAGCCAACAUAGUGAAGCACAUUCUAAUGUCUGGUGGACAUUGUUCAGCGCCUGUGCAGCUCAUGGAAAUCUACAGCUGGGAAGAAUUGUUGCUGGAUUUCUUCUUGAAACAGAACAAGAGAAUCCAUCAGUUUACGUGUUAUUGUCAAAUAUCUAUGCAUCUGCAGGUCAAUGGGAAGAAGCUGCUAAGGUAAGGGAAAUGAUGAAGAACAUUGGAGUAAUGAAGGAUCCAGGAUCCAGUUGGAUCAGUUCGUAGAUCUGUUUUGAGCAUGAAACCUAAUACAAGCUAUUGAACAUGACUGCCGUGCAAAAAAAAGGCUGUAGAAAAUGAAAGUGAAGUAUGCAUUUGAGACUGGGGCUGUGUAAACUAAAUUUCAUAGUGGAUCAAUCCUGUUGAACUGGAGUUGCAAAGCUCCAUAGCUUUGUGCUGAACAGGACCACCUGUAACUACCAUCAUUCAUUAAUCGAUUGCAUCAACAUCCGCCCUUAAAUAAUCUGGAAAGCGCAUC